ACCAGACUUUUUCAAAAUCUGCUAAAUAUUCCAUGAAAUCCGCUAAAUAUAAAAGCUUUCUUUUUCUGCUUUCUCCAUUGGAAAGAGAAAGUAAAUUUACUGAAAUCAGCUGAUAGCAGAACAAAUAUAGUUGUUUUCAGAUAUUAACAAUGAAUGGUGGCAGUAUUGGAAUCCUUUGUAAAUCAUGCAAUAAAGUUACAAGCAUUAAACCAUGUUCAAUUCUGUCAAAGCAAAAUACAAAUGGCCUGAUUUAUAAACGUAGCAGUAUGGGCACUAAAAGAAAUAUCUCCACCAAUUACAGAGAUAAAAAGUUGCUUUUUAAACCUUUGAAAGAGCAGCAGCGUAGAACACUUAUGAUGCUGCUUAAUCCAGACGGAUCUAAAUUAAGAAUACAGGGUGAACUGUUUAAUAAUCCUGCUGCAGUAUCAGACAAAGCAAAUACUCGAGUAAAGGAACUUGAAGAAAUAUUAAAUAAUCUCAUGAUGGAAGAGAACACUCCCCCUGUAGCUGAUUCUCAUAACAUUAAAGAAACUACAGCUCAAGAUUCAAUAGAAACGUCAGCGCAAACCAUAGUUGCAGCUUCUGUAGAAUUCACUCCUGCUGAAACCAUAGUUGCAGCUCCUGUAGAAUUCGCUCCUGCGCAAACCAUAGUUGCAGCUCCUGUAGAAUUCACUCCUGCUGAAACUAAAUUUGCUGCUCCUGUUGAAACUUCAGAUCCUGUAGAGAACGUUGUAACUGUAGUGGAUGCUCCAGUAGAAACAUUAAUCACGAAAGAACCUAACGUAGAAGUUCUGAAAGAAGAUUUUGUUGAUACAGCUCGAGUUUUCCAGGAAGAAAAUCUUAAAUCCAUCGAGAUAAAAGCUACCGAGGUGUUAGAGGAUAAAGCAAAGAUACUGCUAACGGAUACAAUGGAAACCAUCUCAACCAAACCUAGAUCUAGUCAGGAUAAAGAGAAAGCAGUAAAGAACUCGGAGAACAUUGUUGUUUCUUCAAAAGGAAAUUUUUCAAUGCGGAUUACUCAAGCGGAGCCAGAUAUUUCAGAUGACAACGAGAAGGCUGAAUCUAGCUCCGACUCCAGUUCCAGCUCUGACUCCAGUUCUAGUUCUAGCUCUAGCUCCGAGGAUGAGAAAACACAGGGAGAAGGGAAAACUAAAAAAGAAAAGAAGCUGUUCUCUGCCAAGCAACGGGACGAAAAAGCCAGACUAGCAAAAACGUUCAAGACGACUAUUAAACCGUUGGAACUAAAUAUUUCGGCGGCCACUAAAAUGCCGGAUGAUCCUAUCCUGGAGGAACCGUUGAGAAGUUUCCGAAAAGAAAUUCAUGUUGAUGAAAUAGAAUCUAUAAACAGCGGUGGGGCAACCAUAUUAUAUCAAUGAAAGAAGUUGAUGUUAAUGUAGUUGCUAGUAUUCACAGUAGAAGAGGCAGAAUACAGGCCUGGGAGCAACAACAGCUGCCA
Eurytemora carolleeae is the source of this 1456-nucleotide messenger RNA. Its product is annotated as pinin. NCBI's taxonomy places the organism in Eukaryota, Metazoa, Arthropoda, Copepoda, Calanoida, Temoridae. The record is from RefSeq and is a predicted model, not a curated record. The transcript has 6 exons. Bases 150 to 1376 code for a protein of 408 amino acids.